AGCAUUUGGAACUUUCUCCGACCAACUGUCUGAUCCCACCACAGGCACAUCCAAUCACGCGCAUUCGGUCCGCAAUGCAAAGAAUGCUUGACAGGGUAGACUUCCCUACCGAUCAGACACUCAUCCUAUCCUGCAUCCCAAGACCAAAAAACCACACGUCUCAUAUAGAUUCUACAGAACAAGUCGACCUGUACACGGCCAAGCAAUAUGCCCGACACGACACACGGCUAUCUAUCUAUCCAUCCGUCCGUCUGGCCGUCUACCUGGCUCCCCCCUCUGUCUCUCUCUCUGUUGCCGUGCUGGAAGAGGGCGGGUGAAUGUCUUUGCCCAGCAGAUUUUGCAGUGAGCUGAACAGCCGGCUGGAGCUCAGCAUCUCGGUCGUGGCGAUGACGUACCUUCUCGCGCCGCCCUCCAGCUGGCUCAGCUUGCGCAGGGCCGCCACCUCUGAGUAGGUGCAUCCGCCAAGAAAGAACACCACCACCACGGUCGGCCGCUGAGUAAGUGAGACAACCACACACGGACACAAACAGACUGGCGCGCGCAUCUGGAGGGGGUGGAAGCUGUCUUGCCCACCUUGUCCUUUUCCCUGUCUUUGUUGCGGUCGCUGCUGUGAAGGGACGUGCCUGACGUACAGCAGAGAACACAUGCCACGUAUGCAUCCAUCCAUCCAUUGUGUGCGUGCAUCGCACCGACCGUAGUCAGGCAGCGCGACAGUGGUGGGCGGGCUGCCCGGCUGCGUGGAGGGCUGCUGACGCACCUCCAACGCAGGACCCUACACACAUACAUGGACAGCAAGGAGACACCAAUGCAGGUUUGUUUGUUGGUUGCUGCGUGAGUGUCCCCACCCACCCAUAGCAGGUUGAGUCCUUCCUGGCAGCUGCGCCAGCCCUUUGGGUGGCUGUGCAGCUUCUGAACCAAACGCACUGAACAAGACACAGAGAGAGAGAGGUCAUGUUGAUGCUGUGUGGCUGUCUGUGGGUGGGGGGAGGGAUGUGUGGUGGGAUGCCUGAUAGUGGUGCAUAUCCCGAGCAGACGUAUGAGAUGUCCAACUGGGCCUCAUCCUCCUCUACUAUCAGAUGGAAACUCUGCACACACACACACACACACACACACACAGGGGUCAGGUGAUGUGCCGCUGCUGGGCGUGUAGCGCUGUGUGCACCUUUUUGAUUUGUUCCCAUGUGGAUCUGCCCUGGUAUGACCUCAGCAGCCCCACCGCAUCCAAAUUCAGCAGCGCCCCCAACUCGACAUAGCCAUAUGACUGACAACCAACGGAGACACACACAGAGAGAGAAGACACAUGCGCACCUCCGCAGUACACACGCAUUUCGUGGGUGUCCGUCCCAUGUUACACACACCUGUAUGAUGCCUCGCUUGAGUGCGUCGAGGUGUUUGCUGCGGAUGCCGUUGUUGACCACCGACGUCAGACACAGCAAACGAUACAGCUGACACACACACACACAUGUUUCUCGUUCCAUCUUUGCUGUGUCGGCCACUCUCACCGACCUCUUGUAUAGGCAGGUUCUUGUCGGUGUAGUCCUCCAGCGCAUUCAGCACCUCGCUGCUGGCACCAGACCUCGUGAUCUCUGAGCACCCACCGACCGAUUUGGUGAACAGACAGCCCCUCCCCGUCCCUCCCUCCUGGUGUGUGUGUGUGUGUUACCGUCUUCGAGCUGCAGCCGCUUGUGGUAGUCCUCCUCCUUGGUGAUGUUGGAUAUGUGAGACGCCAGGUUGACGUGCGUCGCCAGGGAGCUGUGCUGCGCCUGACCGCAUAAUGCACAUUAAGGGCACACACAUAUGGGUGGAUUGUCAUUUGGCGUGACCUGACCUGCUCAGCUGACUGACCUGUACGCCUUUGAAUUUCUUCAUGAACUCGUUGAUCUCGGAUAUGUUUUUGAGGUUGUCCUUCUCGCGGUAGGUCUGCUGGAUCUGGUUGGCCUUAGCGUGCAGCAGCGGACCUAACACACCGAUGUGCAAAUCACUGCACAUACAGCAAAGGAACCACACACAGGUGUGGGUGCAUGUCGCAUGAUGCACGCACAGCACUCACCGUAUUUCGGCGAACAGUGGGUCGCUCGAGGUCAGGGGCACCUGGCCAAAGCAUGACAGACGGAGGGGAGUGACCAUACACACAUGGAUCUGCCUGGACUGACUUGUGUCAUUACUUUGGUUUUCCUGUUGGUGGUCCCCUGUGGCGGCGUCAGGAUGGGCGGCCCGACUUCAAUGUGAGCUGACAAGACACAGAGACAGACACAGACCAGCAGCAGAGCACCCAUCCGUCUCAUUCAUGGGUGCGUUGACUGUGUGCCGCGCUGCUGCCCUACUGUGGUGGAUGUUAAAGACGGCGUCCAGGAGACCUGUGGAUGCAGAGAAGGCACCACGUGAUCACUUGUGGAUGUGUGUGAUUGUUGCAAUGGUUGGGUACCUUCAUAGGUGAACUGUGAGCAGAGGGGCGUGAUGAGGUCCACACGGCGGUCAAUCAACACCAGGUAGUCUAUCUCGCACACACCUGACAUACAGACACACACACACAAUACGCGUGCAUACCGACACGCACAGAGGCCCAGUGACUGCCGUUUUCCUGUCUUCACCUUUGCUGCCCUCCCCAUCUUUCUUGCCGCUCGCCACUCCUGCGGCCGCAUCAGCAGCAGACGCUGAACCAACCACCCACCCCACCCCACCCCACCCACACGCACAUCCACAGACAGAUGCGUGUGUACCCAUCCAUCCCCCUCUGAGCGCAUGCGUAGGAUGCAUUUCAUCAGCUCACCUUCACCGAGUAUGUAUUUGACGGGCGGCACUGCCGGCAGACUCGACGAUGAGAACGAGUCGCCACCAGCGCCUGCCGACGUGAUGGCCGUGCUGUGCGUGUCGGUGGUGGCCAUCUCCUCCCGACGAAAGCGCAGCAACAGCUCAGUCACAUACUGACACACAUAGACACAGACACACACACAGACGCCGCCGACGCACACACAGUCGAGAAAGAAGACAAAGAUCAGCUCUGUCUGUCUGGUGCUGUGUGUGUGUGAGGUACCUUUGCGGCCGACCCGAUGGCCCGUAUGUUCGGGAUGGCCCCGCCGCAGUGCUGCUGCAGCUGCCAGAUGGACAAGGCCGCAUCGUAAAGGGUCGACGGAUCGCCGUGCUAACAGCACACAGACAAGCACACGGACAGGCAGAUCGAUGCGCAGAGAUGGAUGGAUGGAGGUAUGGAUGGAUGGGCCCAUUCAUCCAUCUCAUGUAUCUCAUUGAUUGCGCUUACCAGGUGGAAGUCGGUGAAGGCGUGUCUGUGUUCGAGUGAGAGGACGUCGCUAUCGAGGGGCAUCAGCAGCAGGGGGUAGGACCGCAGCUGCACGUCCGCAUAGACGUUCUGCUGCUUCAGCGCCUGCACAGAUGAAAGAAAGAAACGACACGCGCAGAACGACUGACUAGAUGUGAUGGUCGAUGGAUUGACGCCGCUGAUCUGCCUGUCCUGUCUGUGGAUUGACCUUACCUGCACGCAGAACUCUGUCCGUCUCGGCACGAACACCACUGCAUACGUCUGAAAGACAGACACGCACACGCACAAACAGCGGGUCAAAUGUGGUGGGUCGGUCUCCUGCAGCAGUCGGUGCAUGUGUACCUUCUCGACGCCUCGCCGCUCGCUGGCCUGAAUCUGCAUUCUGAUAACAAACAUGCAAACCACACACAUGAGUGUGCGCACACUCAUGUGCACACACAUGAGUGUGCGCACACUCAUGUGUGUGUGGCUCGUGUGGAGCUGACAGGGUGGUGGUGGUCGCUUACGCGAUGAGUGGUAUGAGUUCGACGGUUGGCCUGACGAGGAAGAUGACCUGCUCGACGUCCGUCGUGAUCUCAUACGCACCCAACUCAAACCAACUGGUGACGCCAUGGUCUCGCAGAUCGGACACCUCCACAACUGUGUGUGACACACACAGGCAGACAGACAGACAGGCAGGCAGACAGGCGUGUGACGUCUGUCUGUCGAUCUGUGUGCUACCUACCGAGUCCCAGCGGCCCUGCGAGUGUAGAGUCGAGCACCAGCACUUUGCGGCCGGGGUACUGAACACACACACAGAGAGAGAGAAGCGCACAGACAGUGAUUCACUCAUUCAUUUCACUGCUUAUGUGCCGGUUGGUUGAGUGAAGCAAACCGUACGUACCUCAUCGAGCAGGUCCAGCAGCUGCGCCCUGGCGGCCUCCUUCACCUUCCAUAGGCUGAUGGCGCUGUCCUCCAAAUUGCCGACCUUCGACAUGAAUCAAUGAUCCUCACUCACUCUCAAGAUCAGAGGCAGUUUCGCCUGGGAUCAAUCAACGAACCACAUUCACGGUGUCCUACUCCUAUAGAUGCCUCUUUGCAUCCUCAGUUAUGCCUCAACGCCGGCG
Messenger RNA from Vitrella brassicaformis, 4383 nucleotides. NCBI's taxonomy places the organism in Eukaryota, Vitrellaceae. The record is from the annotation of a GenBank genome assembly.